CAAGUAUUGCUUCACGUUUUCACAUCACCAAGUACCCAACUCUAAAGCUCCUGAGAAAUGGUCAAGCUUCAAAACGGGAAUACCGUGGACAGAGAUCUGCGGAUGCUUUUGCAACUUUCAUAAAGGAGCAGUUACGUGAUCCUAUUAAAAUAAUUGAAAGCCUAGAUGAAACACAGAAUUUAGAGGAGACAAAAAGGACAGUGAUAGGUUACUUUGAGCAGCAGGAUGUUCCUGAGUUUGAAGUGUUCCGGAAAGUAGCUCUCAAUCUCAAGGAUGACUGUCAGUUCCUUGCUGGCUUUGGAGAUGUAGUACGCAGUAUGCAUCCACCUGGGGAAAGUAUCAUUGCAUUUAAGGCUUCCAUAACUAAAGAAGAUGAUGCUUUUACUGGCUCUCUCUUAUCCUACGAUGAAGUUUCCAUUUGGGCUACAGAGAGAUGCAUUCCCCUUGUGCGGGAAAUCACAUUCCAGAAUGCAGAAGAAUUAACAGAGGAAGGGCUGCCGUUUUUGAUACUUUUUCACGCACCUGAUGAUACUGAGACCAUCAAGAAAUACACAGCCCUUGUACAGGCAGAACUUGCUGAUGAAAAACAAAAUGUAAACUUCCUGACAGCAGAUGGUGUACAGUUUGCUCACCCCCUUCAUCAUCUGGGCAAGUCAAAAAAAGACCUUCCACUCAUUGCUAUUGACUCCUUCAGACACAUGUAUCUCUUCCCAGCAGAUUAUAGCGAGGCUUAUGUUCCUGGGAAGUUGAAGUCUUUCUUGGCUGAUCUCUAUAGUGGAAAGCUUCACCGUGAGUUUCAUUAUGGACCUGACCCAGAAACUACUGAGGAACCUGCACAGAUUGAAGACAAGUCUCGAACUACCCAGGCAGAUGUAAAGAAAGAAAAGCCCACCACGCCACCAGAGUCAACCUUCAAAAAGCUUGCACCAUCUAAGAACAGAUAUACUUUACUGGAUAAGGAUGAACUGUAAGGUUAAAGUGGGAAAGAAUGGUUAAAUUUCAUAAAUUUAAACUUUGAGUAAUUUGGGGAGGAAUACAUAGGAUUGUAAGUGAUUAGGAAUAGCAUAAUGCCUACAGAAAUUGAUUUAAUAAAAAAUUGAUUUGAUUUAAAUAGGAGAGAGGGAAUAGGGAUUUAGUUUUUUUUUUUCCGUAUAUCGUAAUUUUAGUAGGGAUUCGUAUUAAGAAAAUGUGACGCCAGUAUAGUAGUAACCACAAACACUGGUAUUAUCACGAUAUUUACUUUUGUUUAAAUGUUGUAAUAUAUUCACUAGAGAGGGGAAGUUAAGAUUUUGUUCAUAAAGCUGUACAAAUGAAAUAUUGGAAUUGCAGUUGAUGGAUGACUGAUAAAAAUCGUGUGAAACUCUUAAGACAAUAUGGAUGGAUUUAGUUUUAGUUAUUUUUUUGAACUGUUAUUUGUCAUUUUAUCAACUGAACAGUUUUAAAACUAUUGAAGAUGGUUCAAAGUGUGUUUGAUUUGUUAAUGUCCAUUAAUAAAAAGUUGUAAAUUAAUCUUAAUAUUUUGAUAUACUGUAUUCUGUGCAGAUGAGUUUAUGUGCUCUUAUUGUGAAAGCAUUAGAAGUGUGUGUGCUACUGAAUUUAUUGAUAUCUUAUCACUAAUCACAUUUCUUUGUUACUUUUUCAAGCGGAAAAAUGUCUAUACAUACCUUAUGUGAAAGGAACAUAAUAGCUAGUAUUGCUCUUUUAUUUUAUCUUUCUAUGAGACUCCUGACAAUCCUGUGAAACCUAAAGGACUUGUAAUAGUGUUUUUUGUAUGUAGUAUGAUUUUUCUUACAUUAAGAGGAGAGUGAUUUGUGGAAUGUACAUUGGGAUCACUGAUUGUCUGUAAGCUACCAAUUUUCAUGUAAAGAGAAGUGUGAUUUAUAGAGCAUGCAUUAUGCUCAUAGUGUGUGUGCAAACUGCCAACUUUCCAGGUGGCACUGUAAUGAAACUAUGAGUAUAGCAAGUACUGUACCAUAUUACCAUGAAGUUAUUGUUUGCAGUAUCUGUAAAAAUUAUUAUAGUUCAGAGGCUGAAAUGACGAUUGUCCUUGUAAAUUAACUUCUAUAACGCAAAACUUUCAUUUAUGACUGCAUAGACUGCAAAUGUGUUUUUUAACAUUGCUUAUUACAAGCUGGAAAAUAUGAAAAAUCAUGUAUCGAGCUGUUUUACUGCUUUUACAGUACUUGUACUAAUAAAAUGGUAUUAAUAAAUAUCUUAAAAAUUUAUGUAUAUAAUAUUAGUAAUUUAUAUGAGGAAUAAUAAAUAACAUACAGGUGUCCCUAACUUUAAGCAGUAGAUCCAUUCUAGGCUCGUGGCAGCUGUACCGAGCUCAAUCAGGUCAUCAGCAUUUAAUUCUGCAUAAGAAUCGUCAAUACAUCUUGCAUAAAACAUACACACUGCAAAUGUAUAUUGCAUAUGUUGUUACUGAUAGAAAUAUGACACCACAUAAUAGUGGAUGUGCAUGAAGUGAAGGAAACCUGCAUAUUUAAAAAUGUGAAAUUUCUUUCCAGUAAUAAAGUUUGUACCAAGGACUUGUAUUGGGCAGUUUUUAUUUUUUUCAUAUCAAGAGCUUUGUCAUCCAUAUAGAAUCUUGAACUGUUGACAGAUCAUCAUUGACUUAUGAAAAUUAUAAAGAAAAUCUUACAUUGAUUAUCUUUUGACCUUUUAGUAAGAUGUUUCAGGAGAUGACUGUUCUUAACCCUUACAGAAAAUAAUUUUUGCCUAAUAAUAAAUUAUGUACAAGUUGUUAA
Cherax quadricarinatus is the source of this 2750-nucleotide messenger RNA. NCBI's taxonomy places the organism in Eukaryota, Metazoa, Arthropoda, Malacostraca, Decapoda, Parastacidae. The record is from RefSeq and is a predicted model, not a curated record.